Amphibalanus amphitrite is the source of this 2949-nucleotide messenger RNA. Its product is annotated as serine/threonine-protein kinase PAK 3-like. The record is from RefSeq and is a predicted model, not a curated record. Gene Ontology annotation, cellular component: cytoplasm. Gene Ontology annotation, molecular function: ATP binding; protein serine/threonine kinase activity. Lineage: Eukaryota; Metazoa; Arthropoda; Thecostraca; Balanomorpha; Balanidae. Gene Ontology annotation, biological process: intracellular signal transduction; protein phosphorylation; regulation of axonogenesis. The coding region runs from base 384 to 2222 and encodes 612 amino acids. The transcript has 2 exons.
AGGUCAAUGCAGUUUGCAUCAUUGAAAAUCGUAGACGUUGCAGGUGUUGGAAUCGCAAGUGUUUGGUACUAGCUCGGUGUUUUCGACAAAAUCCGGCUACUCGAGCGGAGCGGGUGUUAUCGGUUCUGGGAGGCUCCCACGCCGCUCGGCAACCGCCAGUCACCGGGGCACAGUGUCGGCGCGGCUGAUAGCCGGGCGGGCUCAGGUGAGACGCCGCCAGCCGCUCAGGUGGGCCGGACGCGCCUAGGGCGGAGGGAGUGUCGAUAGCAUACAGCGGCAGUUACAGGGACGCAGUGCCGGCGGUCGGCGGUGACGGCAGCUGGAGGAGGAGUGUCGGCGGUCUGCUAAGUGGAGUGGGGUCUCUGCCCGGGUCCGAGCGGACGAUGAAGGCAGCUCGCGCGUCCAGGCGGCCGGCGCGGCCGCGCAGCACCUCCGACCCCGGCGACGUGGCGUCCGUGCUCCGCUGGAGAGACGCCGUGCCGAAGCUGGUGCCGAAGAUAUUCCGCAGCACCUCCACGAUGGCCGACGACGAGCUGCCGCCGGCGCCGCCCGUCCGCAUGGCCAGCGUGCGGUUCGGGGCCGAGGCCGGCGGACUGCCGCUGCCCCCGCUGCCGCGCGAGCCGGACGCCGAGCGGCGGCGGCGCGCCCGGCUGGCCAAGCCGACCAAACGGCACACGGACAAGCCGGAGAUCUCGUACCCGACCAACUUUGAGCACGCCGUGCACGUGGGCUUCGACCCGGCGACGGGUGAGUUCAGCGGUAUGCCGCCGCAGUGGGUGUCCCUGCUCGCCUCCGCCAACAUCUCCAUCCAGGAGCAGCGCCAACACCCGGACGAGCUGAUCAACGUGCUUAACUAUUACGACGCCAGUAACAAGGACGGCGACCAGACCAAGUUCAUGGUGCCUACCACGGAGCACAACCCGCUGUGGGAGCAGGAGCGCGACCCGCCGCGUGCCAGUCUGGCCGUCGGGCCGGCGGAUGCGCGCACCGACGGCGCCCGCUCCGGCUCGGACCACUCCGGCUCGACCAGCACUCCGGACACCGCCGACCCGGACCCGGAGUCGGAGCGCGACAAGUUCCCGGAGGAGCCGGAGCCGGAGGAGGAGGAGGAGCCGGCACCCCCGCCUCCUCCGGUAGCCGCCCGCCCGGAGAGGACCAAGUCGGUGUACACGCAGCCGCUGGCUCCCGAGGAGCCGGCGGCGGCGGCCGGCUCGCCAGUCACCAACGGAAAGCCGGCAGCUCCGGCCAAGGGCGCGGCGCCGACACCGGCGGCGCGCGACACGCCGCGGAGGCCCAAACUGAGCGACGAGGAGAUCCUGGCGCGUCUGCGGAGCAUCGUCACCAUCGGCGACCCGCUACGCCGCUACACCAAGAUGGAGAAGAUCGGGCAGGGCGCGUCCGGCGUGGUGCACACAGCCGUCGAGACGGCCACCGGCUGCGAGGUGGCUAUCAAACAGAUGAACCUCCCGCAGCAGCCCAAGAAGGAGCUCAUCAUCAACGAGAUCGUCGUCAUGCGCGAGAACAAGCACCCGAACGUGGUGAACUACGUGGACAGUUACUUGGUGGGCGAGGAGCUGUGGGUGGUGAUGGAGUACCUGCCUGGAGGUUCGCUGACCGAUGUGGUGACCGAAACGUGCAUGGACGAGGGCCACAUCGCAGCCGUGUGCCGCGAGGUGCUGCAGGCUCUGCAGUUCCUGCACAUGAACCACGUGAUCCACCGGGACAUCAAGUCGGACAACAUUCUGCUGGGCACGGACGGCGCCGUCAAGAUCACCGACUUCGGGUUCUGCGCGCAGAUCUCGCCGGAGCAGAGCAAACGGACCACGAUGGUGGGCACGCCCUACUGGAUGGCCCCCGAGGUGGUCACCCGCAAACAGUACGGACCCAAGGUCGACGUCUGGUCGCUAGGCAUCAUGGCCAUCGAGAUGCUGGAGGGCGAGCCGCCCUACCUCAACGAGAACCCGCUGAAGGCGCUCUACCUGAUCGCCACCAAUGGCCGGCCCGAGAUCAAGGACCGCGACAAGCUGUCGCCGCAGUUCCAGGAGUUCCUCGACCUGUGCCUGGAGGUAGACGUGGAGCGGCGCCCGUCGGCGGCCGAGCUGCUGCGCCACCCGUUCCUGAAGGCCAGCCGGCCCCUGACCAGUCUCUGCCCGCUCAUCGAGGCCGCCAAAGACGCCGUGCGAGAGCAAAACAGUGCCUUGAAGCUGGCCAAGGCGGUCUAGGAGACUGCGACGUGGUGGAUCCAAUGGGAGAGUCGCCGCUGAUCGAGAUGAACGAGCUGAAAACAGGCGACGCACGCCACAGUCGGAGUCUCGAAUAACGAGGGGCGCCCACACUUCAAGGUCAAUGGCGGUGGCUCGUGGGGGACGCCAAAGUCCGUCAUUCGUUACACACACUCAGCCAAUUAUGUGCCAGAAAAUGCGAUGCAUCUUAGAGAUGUCGCCCAGCGUACGAAGCUGGCCAGCGGGCUGUGGCAGGCUCCGGUACGCCACUAGCGGUGCACCGAUCAACGAGCUUGCGUCGCCUUUAGUUGGUAGGUGGCGCCACUGCCAUGCUUGGUCCACUCGUGCAGAGUCGGAUCAGCUUCCGAGCGUGCUUCGGCGCACGGUCCGCAUACGUAAUGACGAGCCAAUGGCGAUUAGAUCCGUGCUAUCAUGCUCAUUAGUCAAUUGCUGUGAAUUUUUGUAUGGCGUCUGUUGUAAUAUUGGCAGCUGAUCGUUUUAUGCAGUCGGUUUGUUUGUCAGUUCUAUUGAAAUCCGUCCCACAGAAGCGUUUACCAUGGCUCAUCGCCUAGUGUUAUUUGCUAUGGCCGCUGUAGGACCUCUGGGACUUAAUGGUAUGCUCUUGAUUAUGCUUUUGUUAUUUAUUAUCGGCUGUGCAAGUUUCAGCUAUAUUCCUUAUUCAUGUGACGUGCGUAUUUAAAACCAUUUAAUAUAUCGACAUUCUGAU